Messenger RNA from Bufo gargarizans (Asiatic toad), 632 nucleotides. RefSeq lists its product as uncharacterized. The transcript is spliced from 2 exons. Bases 1 to 609 code for a protein of 202 amino acids. NCBI's taxonomy places the organism in Eukaryota, Metazoa, Chordata, Amphibia, Anura, Bufonidae. The record is from RefSeq and is a predicted model, not a curated record.
AUGAAGCCCCGGGAACUAAUCGCCGUUUACAGCUCCCGGAUCACGGCCUACCUCCAGGAGUUCGAGGAGGAGAAUAGGACCCUCAGGAUGGUGAGGGAGAAACUAAGGCUUGAGAGGGGGAAGGUGGACAAAGCGGCCAGAAAAAACAGGCCGGAAAUAACAAGAAAAGUAAAAGGCUUAAAAGAAAUUAUUAAAGAGCUGCAGGAAAGAAUGGGGGCCAUUCUGGAGAACAGUGGCCCCUUUAAGGAGAAGCUCAUGAACGACAAAAGGUUCAAUGAAAUGGCUGGAAGCCGUGAGCAGCAAGAAGAUGACUCCUCUAGUGAGGAGGAAGAGUCGGACAUGGGGGGGCAACCUGCGGAAACUGGCAUCACCGCAGAGCAGGUGUGCCUGCCCCCCACUAGUUCCGAUGAGGAAAUAGACUUCAGUGAGAGCAGCGGAGUUGGGGGGCAGCUUAUGGCCGAGAUACGCCACCUGGAGUCCCCCAAAAUUCGUGAGGACAUUUGUUUUGGUGAUGAAUUACCGGAAGAUGAGCCAAUAGGAAAGAAGAGAAAGGCAAAGACAUUAAAUCCAGAGAAUCCCCCCAAAUGGGAAGAGGCUAUUGGAAGCUAAAUUCGGCCCUCCUGGAGGAAGCA